AGGUCUUUUUGACGUUUGAGAUCAACGCGUCCGCGCUGUGCGCGUCUAUGGUUCUGCUCGCGUGGAAAGUCAACGAGAAAAAUUCGUGACGUGCUUAACCCACAUCUUCCUUAUAGUAUUCAUAAAAUGUCUACAUAUUUGUGAUUUUUUCAUUUUGUUUCGUAAAAAUUUGAUUUACGUCAAUAAACGAUUGAUUUUAUUAAAGUAACGAUUCGAAUGUUUUGUGCGAAAAAAUAAUGCUUAUUCUCGCGUAUGGAUACCAGUGCCAGACACGAUAGUUAGAUUUUGUGUAAAUAAAAAAAAAUCCUUAUCAUAAAGGCAAUAUGAGUAAUCCUUAUAGAGCUAGACCAUCUAGGUCUAGAGCAGAUCACAGUUUAGGAUAUGGAGCUCAUAAUCAGACUGUAUGGAAUCCAAUGUCUAGAGUACCAUCACAAGUAUCAUCAAAUGAUUCCAUUCAACAUCAACCAUCUCUUUUGAAUCAACCAAAACAAUCAAAUGAUCCUUGGAAUAAUUCAUGGAAUUGGGAUUUUGAUAAACAAACAGAUAAUCAACAACAACAAUCAUCACAACAAGAACGACAACAACAACAUUAUAUACCUUCAUAUAAUCAAGGACAGUUAAUAUCUAAUUCUGUUCAAGACCACUAUUAUCAAAAUGUUAAUGGUAAAAAAUCUGAUUUGCUUAAUCAGAAUUCAAUGCCAGAUAGAAACACAUCAGGAAAUGUUGCUAGUAGAUCUCUAGUUCCUAAUCAUACAGAUUCUUUUACACCUUAUUCAAAUUAUAAUCAAUAUCAACAGUAUGCACCACCCCCUCGAACAAAUUCUGUGAAAUCUGGUUCUAUGAAUUUUGAUCAGCUUCAAUGGACAAGUGAUCAGUCUCAAAAUGUUUCAUAUUCACAACAAAAAUCAAGUAUACAAAAUCAAAAACAUCAAACAUCACGUCCUGUUUUAGUUAGCAGCAAUUACAAUUGGAUUAAAUCUGAUCAGACAAAUUUAAUAACCCCACAAAAUUGGCAAAAUCAGAGUAAUAUAUCAGGACAUUGGCAAGAUCAAAAAAUGGAUAAAGAAGCACAAAAUUUUGAUAAUAUAAGUAAUCAAUAUGCAUCACAAAUACAACAAACAAGAUCAAUUCAACACCUUCCAUCUUCUACAGAGAAUAAAGAACAUUCUAUAAAUGAUGCAAAUGAUGAAAAUUGGUCCAAUCAAAUUAAUAUAUCAUCUUCUCAAUGGAAUGCUCAAAAUCAGGAAUCUACAUUGUUAAAUCAAACUCAGCAAAUAUCACAAAAUUAUAAUGCUAAUGAUGAAUUCAAUGCUUGGUCACAAGCAACAAAUACUGAAAUUUCACAGUCAUGGAAAGAAAUGAAUGAUAAUAAUGCAUCUCAAUGGUUACAAGAACAGCAAGAAAAUAAUAAUAUAGUAGAAGAAAAUGUUAAAAAAGAAAUUACUGGUAUAGUUUCUACAAAUGAUCGACAACAAAAUCAUACAAUACCACCUCAUCAUAUUCAAUCUAAUGCUACUUCAGCAACAGAUCCAAAUAUAGAACUUAAAGAAGAAAGAAAAAAAUCUAUAUCUUCAUUAAUUCCAAAUUCUGUAAAUUCUAAAGAUUCUAAUAUACAUAUAAAAACAAAUAUUGCUAAAUCACAUUUUUCUGAUUCUCGACUUAAUAUGUCUGCUACUCCUGAAACUGUAUCAACUGUUGCAAGUUCUGAAAAUAUUUCUAUUCAAGAAAAUAAUGAUUUUAAUUUAGCAAAUGAUUCAGUAGAAUGGGGUAAAAGUAAUUCAACAGAAGAGUUACCUACAAAAUUAGAACAGUUAAGUCUUGGUAAUAAAUUAAAUAAAAAUUUAGAAAAUCAAAAUGAUUCCAAAGAAAUACAACCUAUUACAUGUGAUGAUGGAUGGGGUCAAAAUACAGCUUCUAAUAAUAAUACUACAUCUGAUAAUAUAUCUGUAUUGCCUUUAGAUUGUGCUACACUUAGUACAGAAAAUAUUCAUUCUAAUGAUAAUCAAAAAGUUAUUAGUCAAGAACAUUCAGUACUUAAUGCAUAUCAAAUAACAAACAUUAAACCUAUAGAUAAUGUAGCACAAAGUGGAUAUGAUCAAUGGUAUAGUCAAGAUACUUUACAACAUGUCUCAGAAAAUACAUGGUAUUCAAAAGAUAAUGUUUGUUCAUCUAAAGAAUGGGGUAUAGAACAAAAUGUAGAAAACUAUGAAAAUAUUCAACAGCCUUCAGAAUUUGUAAAUUUAGAAGUAGUUACGCCAUCAUUACAAGAACGCGAUAUAUAUGGUUCAAGAGAUUCCAUAAAUAAGGAAACUUUAGAUAAUGAUCCUAAACCAAUUCUGAAUUCUACCAAGGAGAUAGUUAAUAUGCGUGAUUUUAGGCAAGAAAUAAAUAAUAUUGAAGUACCUUCCGCGCAACAAUCUACGCGAUCCCAUUCACUUCUUCAAUCUGAACAGGUACCAGAUAAUUAUGAAUUUGCAUCAAAUGAUAGAAAUACUUUUUUGGAAACUGGAGAAUUAACUGAUUCUCAUCAAGAACAUGAACCAACUCCGCCGAGUCAAGAUGACGAAAAUGACGAAGUGCCUAAUGACAUUCCAUUUUUACGCGAAGUACCAGGACAAUCAAGCUCUAUAGAUCCUCGUAGAAAUGACCCAACAGGACAGGAACAAUAUAUUCAAUCCGGUCAAAGAUUAUCUGAUCCAAGAAGAAAUGAUCCUUCUGGUCAAGAACAAAGUCUUCAGAUAAGAAACAUAUCUGAAAGAUCAGAACGGCGCGAUGUUCCACCUGGACAAGAAAGAAAUGUUCCUUUACUCUCACGAGCAGAUUCUGAUACAAUGGAACGUCGAAAUGAUCCGUCUGGUAGAGAACGAUCUCUACCUCCACAGCAAUCACGAAAUGAUCCAUCUGGAGAAGAAAGGUAUCAGUCUCAAUCACAAAUUAUGUUAGAACCAAGUGAAACCCGAGAAGUGCCUGGAAGAGGUAAUGAAUCUGAAGAUCCUGUACAACAAACAGAUGAAAAUCUUAGACAAAUACCGGGCGGUGCAUUUCCAAAUGAAGUUGCUCAAUCUUCAGAUGAUAGAACUAAUGGAAGAGUAGUUACAGGUUCUCAAGAAGUUCCUUCAAUAAAUUCUACAAUACAAGAUCAAACUACUGAUUCAAGAAAUAAACGGGAGGAAGCUGUUGGUGCAUCAAUGCGCGAGAGUCAAGGAAUUUCUAGUGCAUCAAAUCGUAGAGAUUCUUAUGAAGACGAAGAUGAUGAGGUUUCCGGAAAUAGUAGAGAUGAUAGUAGAGAAAGACGACGUGAUAGCAGUUCGGAACGUCGAAGAUAUGAAUACGAACGAAAAAGUGCAUAUUAUGAUCGUGAACGAGAAUAUGAUGAUGAUUAUUAUUAUGAUCGUCGUCGUGGAGGAGAAAAUGAUCGAACAUAUAAUACACGCGAUGAAUUCGAUCGUCGAGAAAUUCCUUAUCGAGAGGAUGAUCGUAAGCAUCAUAGUCGAGACGAUCUUGAUAGACAUGCAAGAGAAGAAAUAGAUAGAAGAAACAGAGCUAAAGAAGAUAUAGAUGAUAGAGAUAUUAGAAGAAGACCAGACGACCGUAGAAAAGAUAGAGUUGAUGAUGGGAUGCGACGUAGAGAAAUUAGAGACUAUGAUUUACGAUAUUCUAGAGAUCGUGAUUAUCUUGAUCGUGAUAGAAGAAGAGACGAUAGACGACCAAGACGAUACGAUGAUUAUGAUAUAAGAGAUCCAUAUAGAAGAGAAUAUUAUGAUGAUCCUUAUAGUAGAGGAUCUAGACCAUCCAGUAGAUCCUCUUAUAACGAUAGAGAUCGAGAAUAUUAUAUGCGAACAAGAGAUCCUUAUUAUCCUUAUAAUGGAUAUGGUGUUCCUGGAUAUGAUUAUGGUGUUCAUUAUGCCAAUAAUUAUUAUGCAUAUAUUGAAAAUUUACGACGUACAAAUCCUGCUCUCUAUUCAGAAUGGUAUCAUAAAUAUUACGCUAAUCAACAUCAGCAACAACAUAUUUCUCGUGGUGUUGGUAAUUAUCCAGAAGACAGAGCAAGUGUUCAUUCUGGGCGUAGUUCUUGCGACGAAAGAUUUUUUACAAAUUCAAGUGCAUGCUUCUACUCGCCAAACAAAGCAUUAUAUGUUCCGUAUUUCGGAUAUCCUGAAUGGACUAGGAGUCCGCAACGAAGACAGAAUUCAAGUUAUCAAAAUUUAAAUAGAGCAACUGACAAACGAACUUUAGGUGAUAUGUCUAUGCUUGAAGAUUCAGCAGCUACAUCUGCACGCAUGACACCAACUAAGUUUUCUAUUUCACAUGCAUAUGGAUGUUUUUCUAUUGGAUCUUUGAUACAUGUAUAUCCAGCUUAUCCAUCUGAUGGUGAAAGAGCCAAAGUAGACAUUUUUAAGUUGGAAAAUCUACUUUCGCAUGAUCCUAUAGCACGUGAUUUACGAGCUUAUCCUGGUCCUUUAAUUAAGCAAGUGGGUGUUACUCAUAAAAAAACUAUUAUCGAAUAUUGCGAGAAUAAAAUUAAAAAAGCAGCAUCAAACGAAGAAAUGGUCGAUCGUGCCUCAUAUAUACUUUUAUAUGAAUUAAUGAUUAUGUUGAUUCAACAAAAUGGAAAUGUUGUUGGUGUUGAUAUAGCAGCAUUAUUACUCAGAAACAAAGAUGCAUAUCCUUACGAUAUGAAUAAGCAAAAAUUACAAGAUUCGGGAAGAAGAGAAUCAGUAAUAUCUCAAAGAUCAGGAAUAUCAAUUGGAGAUAGUAUUCAAGGUAAUCAAGAUAGUGUAAUAGCAUCCGAAAAAAUCGAAAAUAAACCACGAAAAAGCAUUGAACAAAUAACAGACGAGUUUAGAAACACAUUGCUUUAUGGAUUAGUUCAAGAAGCACUAGAAUAUGCAAUGAAUGAAGGUCUUUGGGGACAUGCACUCUUCUUAGCUAGCAAAUUGGAUAAACGUACACAUGCGUCUGUAAUGACACGUUUUGCUAAUAGUUUACCAUUCCACGAUCCAUUACAAACUUUAUAUCAACUUCAUUCUGGUCGUGUACCAGCUGUUGUUACUGGUAUAUCAGAUCCACGAUGGGAUGAUUGGAGACCUCAUUUAGCUAUGAUUAUAUCAAACACAUCUGCUAAUCCAGAAAUUAAUCGUCGCUCAAUUACAACUCUUGGAGAUACACUUUCUACGCGAGGAGAUAUUUACGCAGCUCAUUUUUGUUAUAUACUUGCACAAGUUGAUUUUGGUACUUAUGGAGCAAGUAAUGUAAAGCUUGUAUUAAUUGGUGCAAACCAUCAUAAACCCUAUAAUGCAUUUUUCACAACGGAAGCUAUUAUGCUUACGGAAAUAUAUGAAUAUGCUAGAAAUCUCAGUGAACCAGGUUUUACAUUAAUAGAUCUUCAAACCUUUAAAUUUGAUUUGGCAAUAAAAAUGGUAGAUCAUGGAUUAAUAGAAAAAGCUUUAUUGUAUAUAGAACAAAUUGCAGUAAAUAUUUUCAAUGAACCAUCAAAGUACAAAAAAUCAUUUAUCAAUGCAGUUUACAAUUUAGGAGACAGGAUUAGAUAUCACGAUCCAGUUUAUAAAGAGUCUGUUGAUGAAACUACAACUUUAACUUGGUUCAAUAAUUUAUCUGAAAUUGUUGGUAAAUGCCAUAUGGGAGAAAUUAUUGAGAAUGAAAUUUAUACUUCUCAAACAAAACAAGAAUCAUAUAACAAUGUACAAAAUCAAGAAGUCCAUGAGAUAAAACAACAACAAUGGAAUACGAUUCAAUCUGAAUACAGAGAAGGUCCAACAUCAAUGAUGGAAGUAACCACGACUGAUACACAAUCAGAAUGGCAACCAUUAUCUUUACCAUCAAAUAUACCAGACACAUAUGAUCAAAGUAUGCAAUAUACAAAAAAUAAUGAAGAAUCUUAUCAGCAACCACAACAACAAGAAUAUUGGAAUCAAGAUUCUUAUUAUCAAAAUAAUUAUGGAAGAAACGACAGUACCAUUUCAAAUUGGCAACAAUCAACUCAUUCAUCAUAUCCUCCUGAACAAGGUGAUAUUGAUGAUUCUCAACAACAGGAAAAAUGGAACUAUGAGACGGAAAGAGAAGAAAAAACAUCUACUGUUGAAUCAUCGCAACCGGCAAUUUCAAUGACACCAUCAACGAGAAAACAAUAUGAUCCCUUAGAAGAACUGGAUGCACUCGAGACUCCAAAACCAGCUUUGAAAUCUGCAGCUUCGGUUAAGAAAACUUCAGAAAAAUCAGCUGAAAAGAAAUCAUCUAAUAGUGGAAGUUCUUGGUUCGGUGGUCUAUUUAGCAAAUUGGCUCCAAAACCAAGAAAUCAGAUGAUAUUACCAGAUGACAAUAAUCCAACAAUCGUUUGGGAUCCUGUUGCUAAAAAAUGGAUGAACAAAGACGAAGAUGGAGACAAUAAUUCGACUACAGUAGCUCCUCCUCCAAAAGCUUCCGAUAUGGGAUUUAGAACACCCGUUCCCACGGAACAAAUUUCAUCCCAACCAUCACAACCAUCUCAAUCAUCUCAACCACCUUUGCAAACUGAUGAAUCCACUGUGAAUAAAUUUAAAUUACCUAGAGGUAGAAGUAUGCGUGCCAAUUAUAUAGAUGUAAUGAAUCCAAGUGGUUCAAAAAAUAGUGGAGCACCUUCAAGUAUACCAACUCCAGUAACAUCCCCCAUGGUACCUAUGGCAACUUCGUCACCUCAGUUAUUUAUUCCCGCUCCAGUUAAUGAUCCAAGUGCUCCUGUAGACUUCUUAACUCCAACAGCAACAUCAAUCAUACCUACAAAUGCUUCUGAAAAUGUAUCUCAAGGGUUCUCUCGAUGGAGCUCAACCAGCUCGUUAUCGCGAGAGGUGCAGAGCUACACUAUGAGGGAUCCGCGUUUCCUCCCACAAAACAAGGGACCAAUGAUGUACAACCCAAGCGACAUGAAGAAUCGUUCAGCGAAAAACUUACAUCAGAGCGGGUAUCCUCCACGAUAAAAUCCACAAUCUUGAACAACAUACGUUGAUGAGUAACCAGAAGAUUUUUUUAUUCUAUCAGGAUCACACAUUAUUUAGAUGAAUCGAAAUUUUCAUAACUUAAACAGGCAAAUAUACCUCAAAUUACGUAAGUGAAUAGAUGCGUUAUAAGUUUAGUCAAGUAUACAUGAAUUUCCUAUGUUUCGAUUUUACAAAAAUUAGUUUCAUUUUUCUAGAAAUAAGAUUUCUAGAGAAUAUAUAUGUAUAUAUGUAUUCUAAGCGUAUAAUUGCUUUUAAAUAGUACCGUAAACAUUUGGAGUAUUACAAUUUAUAAUAGAAAAAAGUUUAACAAAUCGUUGAUAUUAAUAGGAUUUACUUUUUGGAUUUCUUCAGCUUUUAUUUUGGAGAAUACGUGCUUCAUACAUUGCUGAAUUUUGUUAAAUAUACACAGGGUACUUGUUUUCUAAAAAUUUUUUUUAAUGGAAUGUUCUUUGAUUUAACUCGUGCGAAUCGUAGAUACUUUUAUCUUUCAAUAUAUAUACAUAAAUAAUACUUUUCAACGAUGUAAAUUAUUAAACAGAGAAAUAUGUAUUACUGGCAUUGAAAAGAAUGGAUGAAAUGUUUCAAUCGCGGUCUUUUGAUAUUGAUUGAAUAAGAUAAAAUCGAGAAUUCUAAUAAUAAAAAAAUUAAUGUGUGUUAUGUUGAAUGAGAUCGCGAAUAAAAAGAAUGUUAAGUUUGCGCUCGUAACAGGAUUCAGAUUUAAGUUUUACGUGAAUGCUUUUCCCGAAACAUUUUGCAUGUUAUAAUGUUAAUUAUAGCGAGAAUAAUGUUGACCGUAUCGUAUACAUUAUGAAAAAAUUCGUUACAAAUAAUCUAAUAACAUAAUAAUACACGGUCAUAUCUGAUUUUAUACACUGGCAAAGAACAGUUGCAUAAAAAAUGAAGCAGAUAUCAAUAAUGUAAGAAAUGUUAGAAAUCUGAAAAUUUUAUGAAUCCUAUUGUUAGGCGAUAUAUCAUGCAAAUAUUGUUAUUAAUCAUCAGACUAGUAUAUCAUACCAACGUUAUAUCAAUAAGAAGCGUAACUGCCAUUUAUCUAUUUGAAUUUGGGAUAAUUGGUAAAAUGCCAAUAUUUAUGUUAAAUUUUUAUUUUUCCUUCAUAAUCAUUCUAUAUAUUUCGUCUAAAAAUAUUUUCUCCAAUAUUGUUUCUAUCAAUUAAUUGGGUGCCUAGUAUUUUAUAAAUAUAUAUUUCCUUUACAAAUAAUCUUUUUGCAAUAUGUUUUAUAUUUUAUGUUUUAUGUUCAUUGUUAUAAAUGAAACUGCACGUUUCGAAUUUUGCCUUUUCUCAUUAUACAGUAUAACAAUAUUUAUCACUUAAAAAAAAUAAUUGCAAGUUGCAUUAUUAUUCUUCAACUUGCUUAUGCUUGUAGAUAUAUGCUGACUUGUAGAUUGCAGCGUCCAUACGAACCAUAAGCUUUUUCUCUUUAAGGAAAAUGCAUAGUUCGUUUUUCCCUCAACAACGUUGGUGCUGUCAGAAUGUUUCAAUCUCUAAUUAUCAAAUUGUAUGCCAUAAAAAGUUUAAUGCUCAAGUGGAAGAGAAAAUAUUUUGCAAACGAGCAAAUACGCUUCUAUAUAAAGAUGUUAUUUCGCGUUUUUCUUUUUACGAGCGUAAUACGAUUAUUCCGAAAGUCUAUGUUCCUCUCGGUGAUCGCUUUUGAUGAUACAUAUUCCAUAUUAUAUUUUUCACUAUCUAUUACCGAGGGAAAUUCUUAGAUAUGAGCCAAGAAAUAUGGCAAAUAUGGCAACUUGAUGAACGAAGAAUAACAUUCAUGCAAUGUACAAACGUAGAAUAAGUCUUAUAGAUUGGUUUUUCAUUAUUUAUCGUCCAGCGUUUUGUGAUAAAAAAAUGAUCGAAAGCAAGAAGACAGUAGCGGAUAUAAUUAAACGAAUGUAUUCAAAAUAUGUAUAACACUCAUCCGUUCGCGAAGAAAGAAAAGGAAAAGACUUUAUUCUGUUAGUGUCCGUAAUUUCCAUAAAACGAACAGUCUUGAAAUUGUUCGAAGGAAAAUAAUUCUAUUAUAUUUGUGUGAAAUAAUGUUCUUUUCCGCCAUUAAUCACAAUUGGAGUAAAGCUGGUUUUGUCGAGUCUUGUAAAAUAUAUUAGAUUAUCUGAUUUUAUAUUCAUGACAAGUAUACUCUCAAGCAUAUAUAUUAUGCAUAAAUUGUAGCAUAUUAUUAUUGAAUCGCAUCUUUGUGUAUGUUACAUGUAUAUACAUAUAUAUAGAUAUAUUGAAAUUUAUGAUUUGUAAAUAUAUAAACAUAAGUCUCUUCGAAAGAUAUAACAAAUUCGCAUAUUGAUACAUAUUUUUAAAUAGAACUAUUUGUCAAAUUAUCUUUUUUAUGUAAAUGCCAUUAAAUAAAAUUGAAGAAAUUCAUAAUGAUUAUAUUCUGAUUAUAUAGUUUAAAAGGCAAUAUCAAAAUCAGAAUAAUUCUUUUUGUGAAAAAUGGCAUUAAGGUACAAAAUAUGUUGUGGUUACGUUAUUGUUAAAAAAAUAUUUUCUAUUCAAAUUUAAUCUAGAAUUGCUUUUAACUAUCUUGAUUUCGUUGAGCAGGGUUAUCUAUUUUUGUUAUGAUCAUUACAAUAUAUUUUGCGAAAUUAAUAAAACUUUAAUAGUAUAUUUAUCUAAAUUUGAUUGAUUUUAAGAUUUUAGAUAAUAUUUAAAUUUAAUUAAUCUUAAAAUUUCAAAUAAUAUCUAAAUUCGAUCUUAAUUUAUUUAUCGUAAGUUUCAGUAAUAAUGUUUUAUUCAUAGAUUAUGAAUAGGUGAUAAUUAAAAGUUGAUUUUUUAUUUCAUUAUUUAAUUCGAUCUGCUCAAAUGCUCCCUACGUGAUAUACUCGCAGUAAAGUAAAAGUCAAAAUAAAAUUUUAACAUAAAAACGUUAAAGUUGAACAGAAGUAUUAAAUAAAUUGUGCGUAAUGUAUGUAUAGAAUGGUUUAUAAAUGAUGCGAUUCUGGCUUAAUGUAACAUAUUAUAAUAUAUCUUUAAUGCACUUUACAAUUCAAAUGUCGAUGUAUGUUUAUGGGAAAUACGGAUAAUGAAAAAUGUAUACUGUAUAUUACUAUUACUAUUAUCUCUAUUAUUAUUGCUAUUAUAAUAAAGAAUAAUACAACUUAUAAAUCUUAA
Apis cerana (Asiatic honeybee) is the source of this 10131-nucleotide messenger RNA. It is a transcript of the gene Sec16, whose product is annotated as endoplasmic reticulum export factor secretory 16. Lineage: Eukaryota; Metazoa; Arthropoda; Insecta; Hymenoptera; Apidae. The record is from RefSeq and is a predicted model, not a curated record. Gene Ontology annotation, biological process: Golgi organization. Gene Ontology annotation, cellular component: ER to Golgi transport vesicle membrane; endoplasmic reticulum exit site.